AUGGCUACCCAUGUGUCUCGUCACCCUACCAGCCAUACUGCUCCCCGCAAGACCCUUCCCAUCACUAUGCCACCCAAGACCACAAGCUACAGCAGUCCCUACUCUAGGGCUAUGUCCCCUCCUGAACUGUCCGACACUAGCACCUCUUAUGCUGGGAGCCGGACGUCCGCCGGUUCUUACUCUGCAAGGUCCAGCUAUGCACCAAGCCACAGUGGCAGUGACGCCGAUUCGUACGCCUCCUCGUCGGGCGUCGAUAUCAUGGACGUUCUCAACGAGAAGAUGAGCACCGCGUUUGAUCCAAUGCGCAUGGAUCAUUCAUUGGUGACUCAGGCACAGACAUCCGGCGAGCUCAACGCCAAACAGCGAGAACUCGAAGAAUUGCAGGCUUACGCUCAGCGACGCCUCAAGGCCGCAAAAGUCAAUUUCGCCGAGGGUCUGGAAGUUGUUCGAGAAAUCCGAAAGGACCUCGAGUAUUCCUCCAAGAAAAUGGCCUCCAUGAAAAGCAAGGCUGAAAGGAAGCAUCCUGAGGCAUAUGCGAAAGCAAGCCGCAGCCGACAUUCUUGA
Messenger RNA from Exophiala spinifera, 564 nucleotides. RefSeq lists its product as uncharacterized. Lineage: Eukaryota; Fungi; Ascomycota; Eurotiomycetes; Chaetothyriales; Herpotrichiellaceae. The record is from RefSeq and is a predicted model, not a curated record. Gene Ontology annotation, biological process: endosome organization; regulation of protein localization. The transcript has 3 exons. The coding region runs from base 1 to 564 and encodes 187 amino acids. Gene Ontology annotation, cellular component: endosome; BLOC-1 complex.